UAGAAAUGGCGAGUAAUUGGUGGCGACUGCUUCCAGUGGGCCUGUUCCUAGGGCUAAUGCCUGGCAUGACUCAGCAGGCAAGCCUGCUCGACACCGAUUACUAUACGGCCGGUGUGGUGGAGUUCCGCCAGUCGAUCCUCAGUUCUUCGGCCUCGGACUCGCUCGAGGGCUACGUGGAGAUAAUACACUCCGAGAACGCCAGCUCCACGGACAUAAUCGUCUUUCCCGAGAGCACCCUCAACUCGGCCUCCUCCACGUCCUUUGUGCCCAAUCCCGACGAUCGGAUUAGCCCCUGCUUGAGUGACCCCAACGCCACCUACUACGAGGAGUUCCUGGUGACCCUGUCGUGUGCGGCCCGCAACGCCAGCAAGUACAUCGUGAUCAAUCUCACCGAGAAGCAGAAGUGCGAGGAUGUCCCGGAGGACACAAGACCCUGUGCCUCGAACGGUCUGAAUGUGUUCAAUACGAACGUGGUCUUCGAUCGCCAGGGAGUGGUGAUCUCCAGGUACCGAAAGGUGCACCUCUAUGGUGAGGCGAAGAACAGCACCUUCGUGCCAGAACUGAGCACCUUCGAGACGGACUUCGGGGUCACCUUCGGGCACUUCAUCUGCUUCGACAUCCUGUUCUACACGCCGGCACACCAGCUCAUCGUGGAGCAGGGAGUCACGGACUUCGUCUACCCGGCCAUGUGGUUCUCCCAACUGCCAUUCCUCACAGCUGUUCAGACCCAACUGGGCUGGGCCUACGCCAACGAUGUGAAUCUGCUGGCCUCCGGGGCCAGUCGGCCCUCCAUCGGGAACAGUGGCUCGGGCAUCUAUCACGGACGGUCGGGCAGCUUGACCAGUGUCAUGAGGCAGGACUCCGGCGAGCGGAGCAUCUACGUGGCCCAGGUGCCGAAGUACUCCCGCAGCAGAUCCCUUCAAAAGCGAGUGAGGAGGAGCUUGCCCGAGGUGAAGUCCCGGCAGGCGGCGUCGACAACUAGUUUCUACAUGAAGAGGGACUACCUGGAGAACUACGAGACUGAGUUGCUGCAGUUUGAGGGAGUGAGUGGCACCGUCAACACAACCCUCUGCCAAGGCGGCUUCUGCUGCAACUUUGAUCUGGCCUGGAGGUCCCUGGGAAGUGCGGUGGAGAACGGCAGCUACUACAGCUACCGGAUGGGAACCUACGACGGCUGGCGCAACGAGCAGCGAGUGGACGCCAACUACAUCCGCAACUGUGGACUGUUCGCCUGCUCCGGAGACUCAAUCGAUGAUUGCGGCACCCUGUUGACGACCGAGGACAGUUUGCAGCAGCCCCGGGUGGCCUUCACGCGUCUGGCGAUCAGGGUCAGCUAUCCGGAGUCUCGGGAGUUCCUUCUGUUCCCCAGCACUGUGCUGGACACCCUGUUGCCCCUGGAACCCAGCCAGUUUGAGAUGUCCCAGCAGGUGUCCCCUGAAAAUAGCCACGUGUACGAUGUUCGCAUUGCGCUCAAGGAGUCCCAGGAGGUGAGCAACCUACUGACUUUCGCCGUCUACGGAAACUACUACGACAAUGAGUGUACUUUCGGCGAGGGAAGUGAAGAGCAGCAACUGGCCUGCGGUUAUAGAAGUGGAUCCAUGGGACUGACAAUCCCGGCCGGAUGGCUACUGAUAUCGCUGGUGGCUCUGGCCAGCAUCUGGACCCCAACUAAUUAAGAUCAGGGAACCUUGGUGACUGUAUCAAGCCACAAAUUCUAAACACAUUUUUUUUUGAUAUGAACAUUGAUUAUAAAAUACAAACUCAAG
This is a messenger RNA of Drosophila ficusphila, 1766 nucleotides long. It is a transcript of the gene vanin-like, whose product is annotated as vanin-like protein 1. Bases 6 to 1676 code for a protein of 556 amino acids. Gene Ontology annotation, molecular function: hydrolase activity, acting on carbon-nitrogen (but not peptide) bonds, in linear amides. The transcript is spliced from 4 exons. Lineage: Eukaryota; Metazoa; Arthropoda; Insecta; Diptera; Drosophilidae. The record is from RefSeq and is a predicted model, not a curated record.